AUGUUCAGGCAUUCAUCAACAUAUUUUUCAUGUCGCUUGAUGCAUACAACGAUUUCUUAUAAUUUCUUACUAAAUAGUAUCAUAAUAUUGGUUCUUCCGCUACUAAAGAAAGCACCAUUACUAUACUGCCAAUAUACAGCAAUUGCUUUGUGUAUUCUUUCGUUUAUUUCGUCUGCAACAUUCCAAUAUUUCUUAAAUUGCAGAUCAAUGUUGAUUUACAAUCUGGAACCGAUGGCAAUAAUAAAGAACUACAGUCCAUCACGAAUUUUGCUUUAUCUCUCAAUUUUGGAGCAAAAAAAUUAUCAAAUUUCUGAAGAAUUGAUUUCAGCGAUUUACAAAGAAUGUCCGAACGCAAAUGACUUACAUUUGUAUUUAUUCAAUCAUACAGUUCGUUACGACAUGGAAUUCCAGUAUAAUCCUUUAUUAUUACACUGUAUGAUGCAGAAAGCUCAUAAUGACAUAUUAUUCCAGGUUUCCUUGUUGUUGGUACUUGAUUUCGCCAGCCGUUCUGAUAUAAAAGACUGUUCUUCAUUGAAAAAGCUUCAUUUCAUUGAAAGGCUUGAUUACACGAAGAGUUGUGCUUCCAAUUUCUGGAAUUAUGUCCUCAACGAUAUGUCCAUGGCCGCUUCAACCGUUUUCUUCAAAUUGUACCGAAAUGCAGAUUUAUUUGAGAAGUUUUAUAACAGUUUAGAUGAAACUGAGAAGAAUAACUCAUUCUAUAAGAUAUUAUACAUAGAAUAUGCAAAAUUAAUCGGUGCAAGAUACGAAUCUAUAAAAGAUCUCGAAAUUUCAAUAGAAAAGGAAGGAAAUGUUGAGUCAUCUUGGAUCAGACCAUUCGAUGGAGUGUUUGAAGAUAAUAAAUUGACCCUUUUUGCUAAUCAAUUUGGUCAAUUUAAAUAUGAAACCGGCCAAAAGUUCAUAAAACCAGAAAGAGUGAAAAGAGCAAAACAUGGUAACGAUAUAGGUACUAGAUAUACCGUUCUGCAGGAUAUAUUCUCAUUCCUGACCUUAAUUAUACCUCUUAUUUUUAUGUUAAUUUCAGGAACCCUGUUUUUCGUUUAUUAUUCUAAAAUGUUGGAAGACAAACCAUAUUCAUUCAAUGCCUGCCCUGCAAUGCUCUCAACAAUGGAUACUUUCUUCUGGGAUGUAUUUUUGAAUUCGACCCAACAGACUUUGGCCCGACCAGUCUUCAAAGAAUCGUAUGAGGAAUUCAUUAAUACGACUCUUGAACAGGUUGUUCAACAAGAAUUGUACGAUAAUCACUUUAAAUCCGGAGUAAUUCAAAUUAGCCAAUGGAUGACGAAACUUUUGAAUAUACUGCCUUAUAAAGUGUUCGAAGACAUAGCAAAAACCGAUGAAUUUGUCAACAUUACGAUGACAUUUAUAAAUUUGUCAAUUGAUUCAAUGGAAUUGGGUUAUACAUACUUGACCAAUCUACAAACAGUGUUAGAGAAAGGAAAGAAACUGAUUCAAGAAGUCAAUUUAAUAUUUUUAUACGUAAUAGCCUUUGUUGUUGUAGUUGUUGCUAUUAAUUACAUUGUUCUUUACUACAAGUACAAGAAUAUGUUCACACAGCUUCUUUUAAUCAAGAAACAAAUCGUUAAUAAAUUAUAUAAACUUAUUAACGAGCCGCAAUUCAAUUCCAGUAAGAAAAUACAAACAACUGAUAUCUCAACAAUAUCUUUCUUCACUACAUGUAUCGUUGUUCAUGGCGCUAUUUUGCUGAUUACGCUUAUCGCAUGUUAUCUUUGGAAUUAUUUCUUAAUUAAAGAGCUUGAUGAUGUUUCCAAGAAGUACAGAUACGCUUUACAAGCCGAUUUCUUCCCAACUGUCAAAGUAACUUCAUUAUAUGCGAUCGGAACUUUGAAUCAGAACAGCCAAACAGCAUCAAUCCUUACUGAAUGGCUUAGAUUCACUGCAUUCUUGGCACGUACCAUCGCAGGAAUCAGAACGAACAUGACAAUUCAGCCAACAAACGAAACAGGUAAAUUACCACCGAAUUUCAUGGUAAGAACAAAAUACGGAGAUAUAUUAAAGCUAUCUAGUGAAGAAGAUAGUGUCCAUUUCUUAACAAUCCUCGCUUCAAUUUAUGAUCUCAUAAAUGAUUUGCUCGACAACACAAAAUUAGAGGAUUAUAACAUGAGUUACAUGCAGCUCCAUGCAUUGAACGUAUACAAUAACGAUACUUAUCGUUUUUGCCAGAUGAAUAUUAAAUCUUGGGAAUGGGAGUCUGGUUUGACAUAUUUUACCUUAGGAGUAUUUAUUUUUGUGAUGAUUGUCAUGUUAGUUGUUCUUCUAUUUCUUUUCCGAUAUUUUUAUAAUUUCAGAUGUGCAACGAUUUACUUCUUUAGGAUGAUAAAUGCUGUUCCCGAUGAAAGCCCAUUCGAUGAUGGUACCCAAAUGACCUUGUUUAAGAAACCUUAUCGAACUUUGAUGAGUAGAGUUCUCGAAACGAUGCCGGUAGGUAUCGUAACGACCAAUAAAAACGGUGUAAUUUUGGCCGCAAACGAUGAAGCCGUUAAAAGAUUCCCAGAAUUUAUUAAAAAUGGAAUUAAACUGAAUACCGACCUUUUGCAGUCAUUUACUAAUGCAAAUGGCGAGACAACAUAUUAUGAGGUUACUACGGCUCCUUCCAACGUUUAUGGCUUGAGUUCGAUUAAUCCGAGAUUCACCGGCCAAUUUACGACGAUUAUCAAGGACAUAACCAUGGUAAAUAAUUUAGACAACACAGUUAACUCUAUUUCCAGAGAUUUGGAGAAACUUCGCGAUGAAGUUUUUCCAACUCCUGUUUCCAACAUGAGGGAUUCGUGUGUUUACUUGGAGAACAUGAUUGUUGUAGAUAUUGCAUUCCCUGAAACCGCAACAAUUCAAGAAAUUGAAGAAUUUGGAAUUUAUGCGAAAGAAUAUGCAGAACAAACAACAACUUUCUUCACAAGCAACACUUUCCAAUGGUCCUUCUCAUUUAUGUUCACUGCUUAUGAAUCUAUUGUUAGAGAAAGACAAAAUUACCAAGAUGCUGUCGAAUUUACAAAACAGAUCUUCAAGAAGCGCCAGGAUGUAAAAGUAGGAAUUGCUACAGCUGAUGGUGGCUUCUGUAUCAUAAAUAAAACAAAUUUCCCAGGAGUUUUAGUUUAUUCAACAGCAAUGACCACUGCAUGCUGUCUUACGAGAUUUGCAAAGCCAGGAGGUGUUGCAAUUGAGUGGCAUGCUCUGAUGAUGAUUUCUGACAUUGAUGCAAAUCCAGAUUCAGUCAAAAGAGAAAAUUUGUCAGGAAAGGAUGUUGAUUUCUGCAUAUUUGAUAAUAUAACUUCGUUCACUCAGAAAACAUUAUAA
Messenger RNA from Trichomonas vaginalis G3, 3333 nucleotides. RefSeq lists its product as uncharacterized. Lineage: Eukaryota; Parabasalia; Trichomonadida; Trichomonadidae. The record is from RefSeq and is a predicted model, not a curated record. Bases 1 to 3333 code for a protein of 1110 amino acids. The transcript has a single exon.